Messenger RNA from Drosophila gunungcola (fruit fly), 4782 nucleotides. RefSeq names its product glutamate receptor ionotropic, NMDA 2B (gene Nmdar2). Gene Ontology annotation, biological process: modulation of chemical synaptic transmission; monoatomic ion transport; synaptic transmission, glutamatergic. Lineage: Eukaryota; Metazoa; Arthropoda; Insecta; Diptera; Drosophilidae. Gene Ontology annotation, cellular component: postsynaptic membrane; plasma membrane. The record is from RefSeq and is a predicted model, not a curated record. Gene Ontology annotation, molecular function: NMDA glutamate receptor activity; transmitter-gated monoatomic ion channel activity involved in regulation of postsynaptic membrane potential. The transcript has 11 exons. Bases 492 to 3986 code for a protein of 1164 amino acids.
GAAUAAGAACCCCUGACGUAUCCAUCAUUGCAAGGGCAAUGCCACUUAUAUUUCUACUUAUUUAGACAUGAGCCUAGCGUGGAAUACCCUCCAAAACCAGCAGCAACAAAGUGAGGGAGGCACCUGCUCCUGCCUGCCUGGGCGAUGUGUACAUAAAUACCCUUUGGCGGCAGCAGGCGCCGCACAGUGGGCCCGAAACGAUGCAUACGGGACUGCCUCAAAACGACCAACGACUUUCGUACACAAAGAAACAAAUUGAUGGGAUAUGAUACUCAUUUUGAUGAAAUUCCGCAUCACUUUGGAAUGUUCGAAAAAGAGAGAAAACAAACAAUUACCAAUUUUUAAUAUGAAUUUUACAAAAUUCAAUGGUUGAGAAUAUCGAACUGAUUCAGGCAAUUCGCUUUUCUGUGUAGUACGCUAAACGGUUUCGACCAUAACAAAUUAUUAGCGGAAACUGAAAUGGCGGAAAACGUCAACGACGACUGUUGCCAAUGCUGCUGCUGGUGCUGGUGCUGCUGUUGCUGCUCCUGCUGCAGACGUUGUUGCUUAGCAAUGCGCAACACCCAAUACAAACACAAGAAAUUCCCUGGGAACCAAACAGAGGGCGAAACAGAGGGCCGCUGCUGAGAAAAACGCAAUCCAUCCAUACACAAAACAAUAGCAUCGCCCAGCCAAUUAAAUCCUGGCCAGAUGCACUAGAGACCACCGGAGCAGGGAGUACCGAGCACCGAGCGCGAGCACCGGAUCAUACAGCCAUGAUGCCCAGUCGCGUCAAACUGAAAUGGGGCACGGAUGAGCCCCCACGGAUGGGCAGAAGGGCGACCGACGACCACACCACUUUCAACACUGCCAGCAGCCAGCACAAUAGCAAUAGACGUCUAACCACUAACCCUCCAAGCGGCUUCCUCCCGCUGUUUCGCCUCCCGGUCCUGCUGCUCCUCCUGCUGAUCCUGAUCCUGGAUAGCUGCCACGCCCUCCGGCUGACCAACGGAGGCGGCAGCCUGAGCAAGGGCGCGGCGGCCAACAAGGAGCAGCUCAACAUCGGCCUGAUCGCGCCGCACACGAACUUCGGCAAGCGCGAGUACCUGCGCAGCAUCAACAACGCGGUCACCGGCCUCACAAAGACGCGCGGCGCCAAGCUGACCUUCCUCAAGGACUACUCCUUCGAGCAGAAGAACAUCCACUUCGACAUGAUGUCGCUGACGCCCAGUCCGACAGCCAUCCUAAGCACGCUGUGCAAAGAGUUCCUGCGCGUGAACGUGUCGGCCAUCCUGUACAUGAUGAACAACGAACAGUUCGGGCACAGCACGGCCUCUGCGCAGUACUUCCUGCAGUUGGCCGGCUACCUGGGCAUCCCGGUGAUCUCGUGGAACGCGGACAACUCGGGUCUGGAGCGGCGGGCCUCGCAGUCGACGCUGCAGCUGCAACUGGCGCCGAGCAUCGAGCACCAGAGCGCAGCGAUGUUGAGCAUCCUGGAGCGCUACAAGUGGCACCAGUUUUCAGUGGUCACCUCGCAGAUAGCCGGCCACGACGACUUCGUGCAGGCGGUGCGGGAGCGGGUGGCCGAGAUGCAGGAGCACUUCAAGUUCACCAUCCUCAACUCGAUCGUGGUCACGCGCACCAGCGACCUCAUGGAGCUGGUCAACAGCGAGGCGCGUGUGAUGCUGCUCUACGCCACGCAGACGGAGGCCAUCACCAUUCUGCGCGCCGCUGAGGAGAUGAAGCUCACCGGCGAGAACUACGUCUGGGUGGUCAGCCAGUCGGUCAUAGAGAAAAAGGACGCCCACUCCCAGUUCCCCGUUGGCAUGCUCGGCGUGCACUUCGACACCUCCAGUGCGGCGCUAAUGAACGAGAUCUCCAACGCUAUCAAGAUCUACAGCUACGGCGUGGAGGCCUACCUAACGGACCCGGCCAACCGCGAUCGCCGCCUCACCACCCAGUCGUUGUCCUGCGAGGACGAGGGACGCGGUCGGUGGGACAACGGAGAAAUCUUUUUCAAGUACUUGCGCAACGUGUCCAUCGAGGGGGACCUGAACAAGCCAAACAUCGAGUUCACGGCUGAUGGUGACUUGCGCUCGGCGGAGCUCAAGAUCAUGAACCUCCGGCCCAGCGCCAACAACAAGAACCUGGUGUGGGAGGAGAUUGGAGUGUGGAAGUCAUGGGAGACGCAGAAGCUGGACAUCCGCGACAUUGCGUGGCCCGGCAACUCGCACGCCCCGCCCCAGGGCGUGCCGGAGAAGUUCCAUUUAAAGAUCACAUUCCUCGAAGAGGCACCCUAUAUCAAUCUGUCGCCCGCGGACCCGGUGAGUGGCAAGUGCCUGAUGGACCGCGGUGUGCUCUGUCGGGUGGCGGCCGAUCACGAAAUGGCCGCCGACAUCGACGUGGGCCAGGCACACCGCAACGAGUCCUUUUACCAGUGCUGCAGCGGCUUCUGCAUCGACCUGCUGGAGAAGUUCGCCGAGGAGCUGGGCUUCACCUACGAGUUGGUGCGGGUCGAAGAUGGUAAAUGGGGUACCCUCGAGAAUGGCAAGUGGAACGGCCUAAUCGCCGACCUGGUCAACCGCAAGACGGACAUGGUCCUCACUUCGCUAAUGAUCAACACGGAGCGCGAGGCGGUCGUCGACUUCUCUGAGCCCUUCAUGGAGACGGGCAUCGCCAUCGUGGUGGCCAAGCGCACGGGCAUCAUCUCGCCCACGGCCUUUCUGGAGCCCUUCGACACGGCCUCCUGGAUGCUGGUGGGCAUAGUGGCCAUCCAGGCGGCCACCUUCAUGAUCUUCCUGUUCGAGUGGCUGUCGCCCAGCGGCUACGACAUGAAACUGUACCUGCAGAACACCAACGUGACCCCGUACCGCUUCUCCCUGUUCCGGACCUACUGGCUGGUGUGGGCCGUCCUCUUUCAGGCCGCCGUCCAUGUGGACUCGCCGCGCGGCUUUACCUCGCGCUUCAUGACCAACGUGUGGGCCCUUUUCGCCGUAGUCUUUCUGGCCAUAUACACUGCCAAUCUGGCCGCCUUCAUGAUAACCAGGGAGGAGUUCCACGAGUUCACCGGUCUCAACGACAGCCGUCUGGUGCACCCCUUCUCCCACAAGCCAUCCUUUAAGUUCGGCACUAUCCCGUACAGCCACACGGACUCGACCAUCCACAAGUACUUCAACGUCAUGCACAACUACAUGCGACAGUACAACAAGACCAGUGUGGCCGAUGGAGUGGCUGCCGUGCUCAACGGCAACCUGGACUCCUUUAUUUAUGACGGCACUGUGCUGGACUAUCUGGUGGCCCAGGACGAGGACUGCCGCCUCAUGACCGUGGGCAGCUGGUAUGCCAUGACGGGCUAUGGGCUGGCAUUCAGCCGCAACUCCAAGUACGUGCAAAUGUUCAACAAGCGGCUGCUCGAGUUCCGGGCGAACGGGGACCUGGAGCGGCUGCGGCGCUACUGGAUGACGGGCACGUGUCGGCCGGGCAAGCAGGAGCACAAGUCCUCCGACCCCCUAGCCCUGGAGCAGUUCUUGUCCGCCUUCCUGCUCCUGAUGGCCGGCAUCCUGCUGGCGGCGCUGCUCCUGCUGCUGGAGCACGUCUACUUCAAGUACAUCCGCAAGCGGCUGGCCAAGAAGGACGGCGGCCACUGCUGCGCGCUCAUCUCGCUGUCCAUGGGCAAGUCGCUGACCUUCCGCGGCGCCGUCUUCGAGGCCACCGAAAUCCUCAAGAAGCACCGCUGCAACGACCCCAUCUGCGACACGCACCUCUGGAAGGUCAAGCACGAGCUGGACAUGUCUCGCCUGCGUGUCCGCCAGCUGGAGAAGGUCAUGGACAAGCAUGGCAUCAAGGCGCCGCAGCUGAGGUUGGCCUCCUCCUCGGAUCUGUUGAACCACCAUCAUCUCAAGGAGCGGCCGCCGCUGCUGGGAAACCUGAGUCUCGCCGCCAGCGCCCAAGAUCUAUACAGGUGGUCGUACAAGACGGAAAUCGCCGAGAUGGAGACGGUGCUGUGAAGCGUUUAUAGCUGGAAAUGGAGCUGCUACUCUAGACACACUAGGCACACACCGUAAUCGAGCAACGUAUUUAGAGUGACUGGAGCCAGAGUGCAGUACGUUUAAUCAAAAUCAACGUUUCAAAUAAAAUGUAAACUGAAAGCUUUCGGAGGUUAGAGACAGGGAGAUAUGAGGUGGCGAAAUAUAAGCCAAAGCGCCCCACGAAAACCGCACACGAGAAACCCAGAUUUCCAGCCCAGGGAAACCCAAAGAUUGUAUAAAGUUAAACUAAUUGUAAAACAGUAAAACCAACAGCUAAACCUAACGGCACACGGGGACAAACAGCCAAAACAAACAUAAAAAAAACCAGCCGCCGCACGAGUAUUUCAUAAAAUAAGUUUUAAAGGAGAUCAAGAAUAAAAGUAGAAGGAGAAGCUGGGGAGAUCAACCGUUACACUUUUGGCGAUUGAAUUGUAAACUGUAAGCCGUUAACAAGAGAUUGGGGCAAGUAGUAGAAGAAGAAUAAAAGUAGAUUCAAGCCAGAGUUGAGCAUGUUUGUAUGUAAUCCGUUUGAUUGUUUGUGAUUGUUGUUUCGUUUGUUGUCUUUUUUUGGAUAGUAAAUAUUUACUAAAUCAUAAUCAAGUAGGCGUAUAGCAAGGGCUUACAUACAAGCAGGACGACAAGCCACGCCCAUUAUUAAAUAUACACAUUAACAGAUUUAUAUGUAUUUACCUUGCUAUGAUUACGAUUAUGAUAACGACGAUAUAAAUGUUAUUGCAUAUACACGUACAUAUACAUAUACAUUUAAAGAACAAAA